CAUUCCCCUGCACAACCUGUCCACAUGUCGAGACCUCACGACCUGCAACGCUCCUUUCAUCUUUACAGUUGUCUGCCUUCCUAGAGCCCGCCUUGCACAGCUGCCUGACCUUCAUUGCCUGCUCCGGUUGCUACAUUCAUCAUUUGCGUACAAGCCCGAAGCAGUCUACCAACAUGUUCUUCCUAUUCCGCUGGACGCUCUACUUCCUCGGUUUCUACCUCGCCAUCAUGCUGACCUGCUUCGGUCUCUACACGUACAUGCCCAAUCCUCCACGGAUCCUCGGCUUCAUAGCCCGCUCGUUGUCUGCCUACCUCACUUUAAUCAUCUGCGCAAGUUAUGGAACAGUUGCUUCCGCCAUACUGAAGAUCAUGGGCCUAAAUUAUGCAUACGGACAGUGGACGACGGCGAAGGCCUUCAAAUACCUGGGCAUCUACACCAUGGGCAUCAAAUUUGACAUUCUUGACAACGGCGAGGAAAUUUUGAACAGCAACCGGCCCGCGGUGUUCAUUGUAAACCACCAGACGGAGCUCGAUGUGUUGCUCCUGGGUUGGAUAUGGCCGAAACACUGCUCCGUUACGGCCAAGAAAUCUCUGCGCAACAUUCCUUUCUUGGGCUGGUUCAUGACCCUGUCCGGCACGGUGUUCAUUGACAGAGUGGAUAGAAGUCAGGCGAUGAAAGCAUUUGAGGGUGCUGCUACGGCCAUGAAGGAGAAAAGGCAAAGCGUGCUCAUCUUUCCGGAAGGCACGAGGAGUUACUCCGCUGAGCCAAUGCUGCUCCCAUUCAAGAAGGGUGCUUUUCAUCUUGCAGUACAGGCCGGUGUGCCGAUUGUUCCCAUAGUGGCGGAGAAUUAUAGCUAUGUGUUGAACAUCAAGGCUAGAAGGUUCAAUAGUGGGACAAUUCGAGUGAAAGUCCUCGAUCCGAUACCGACCAAAGGGCUCACUCCUGCUGAUGUCGACAACUUGACUCGGGACACACGCGAGAAGAUGCUGGACGCCAUAGCCGCCAUGGGCCGGGACCAAAGAUCGUUAUCAGUCGAAUCGAAGAAGACUUCUUGAGCACCAGGCAAAGGAUCUUUUUUGCACAGGCCAUCAAUUUUUAGCCCUCCAGACUACAGGCACUAUUAGCUUUCGACGGCGGAGAAGGGAAAAGUACUGCUGGGACUGAGGCUCAACUCUGAGCAGCAGAGCACGAAGCUCGGUCAAACUUGCGGAACAGCGACCGUUUGAUGCAUGAUACCACAGAAAGUUCCCCUUCUCGGAUGCCGAUCCAGAUUCCAGCCGCCAAUUGCCAGUAAUGGGGCGGCGAGCGGUGGCCGUCUCGUAUAGUUCUCCAGCGCUCCGGUGUAGUCGGUCACGGAUUUGAGACUCGACUAUGUAUCUAUGCCACCAGAAAUGGCUUUAGAUGUCGAAGAAAGCCCCCACAGCGUUAGGUGAGACGGCGUAUGAUGAUGGGAGCCACCAGCGGGUUACAGAUGGAUAAGAUUUAUGAGAGGUGAUUGAUGCCUUACGAGAAACGAUGUUCUUAGGAUAAAUGCACCAUCUUCUACUGAUGAAGAUGAAAUGGCGUAUCCUCCCCUGACGGAUUUUACGAGCACAAGCACUUACUGGCAUAGCAUCACCUGAGAGCACGAUAGAAUUUAGAAAUCAUCAGAUACCCC
This is a messenger RNA of Exophiala xenobiotica, 1657 nucleotides long. RefSeq lists its product as uncharacterized. The record is from RefSeq and is a predicted model, not a curated record. Gene Ontology annotation, biological process: phosphatidic acid biosynthetic process. Gene Ontology annotation, cellular component: endoplasmic reticulum; membrane. Lineage: Eukaryota; Fungi; Ascomycota; Eurotiomycetes; Chaetothyriales; Herpotrichiellaceae. Bases 174 to 1055 code for a protein of 293 amino acids. The transcript has 2 exons. Gene Ontology annotation, molecular function: 1-acylglycerol-3-phosphate O-acyltransferase activity.